Messenger RNA from Acanthamoeba castellanii str. Neff, 318 nucleotides. RefSeq lists its product as uncharacterized. The transcript has a single exon. The record is from RefSeq and is a predicted model, not a curated record. The coding region runs from base 1 to 318 and encodes 105 amino acids. Lineage: Eukaryota; Discosea; Longamoebia; Acanthamoebidae.
AUGAAGUUCGGCACACUCACCAAACAGAAGCGCGUCGGAGCUGCCGACAGCACAAGUGGCCGGGGCUUGGCCAGAUGGGAGGCCAUGGUGGUCGAACAGCAAUCGCCCGCCUCUUCAACAUCGUCUUCCACACGAUCACUGCGACGUGCCGGCCAACGGGGCCAGCGGCGUUGGUUCGCCGACCAGGCCGACCCGCACAUAAAGCGCUAUCGGGCCACGGCCCAGCUGAACGCCCUGGUGGCCACCUUCCCGAUGCUCAACCCGCUCAUCUGCUCCGACGAAGAUGAAUCUUCGGAGUGGAGCGAUCUCUCCCACUAG